Messenger RNA from Saccostrea echinata, 813 nucleotides. RefSeq lists its product as uncharacterized. The transcript has 5 exons. Bases 1 to 813 code for a protein of 270 amino acids. NCBI's taxonomy places the organism in Eukaryota, Metazoa, Mollusca, Bivalvia, Ostreida, Ostreidae. The record is from RefSeq and is a predicted model, not a curated record.
AUGGAAUGGGGAGCAGCGAAAGCAGUGGAUGGGAAAUAUUCUAACCGUUCGGUAUCAGGAAACCAGUGUACAAUGUCUGCAAAUGGACAAAGAACCGCCGAGUGGAGAGUGGAUCUAGGGGAAGUGGUCAGCAUUAGUUAUAUCAAAAUUUACUACAGGACAGAUAAUAGACCUGGUUACUUUAUUGGUCGAUUCGCUGGGUUUUUCUUAUACGUUUCUAACACUACCUCAAAGGAAAACGGAAUGCUGUGUUUCCAUGAAAUGCAGAAUAUGACUGGUACACCUGUAGAAGACCAGAGGAUCAACUGCUCCGUGUAUGGCAGAUAUGUUAUAUAUUAUAACGAGCGGAGUCCGAGUAUAGUAUAUCCUAAUUACUACUCUCCAGAUGCAUACAGUGAGUUGUGUGAAGUGGAAGUGUACGCUUUACGGAGACCUACCUGGCAGAUGCACAACUGGCCAACCGAACCUAUAAUUUGGGGAGCAGCAAGAGCAGUGGAUGGACAAUAUUUUGAUCGUUCAGCAGGAGGUAACCAGUGUACAAUAUCAGAUGGAAAAGAGACAGCAGAGUGGAGAGUGGAUCUAGGGAGUGUGGUCAGCAUCAGUCAAAUCAGCAUCUACUACAGGACCGGAAAUGCUCCAAAAUGUGACAGUGGAAAAUAUGGCUUACAUUGUAACAGAAUUUGUGGACACUGUCUCGACGGAUCACGGUGUCUUCAUACAAACGGUUCAUGUUUAACUGGGUGUUCUCCUGGAUAUAAAGGACCCAACUGUAUCAGAGGGAUGUUCUGUUGGCUUCAGGGGAACCCUUUGUAA